AUGGUAACAGUACAUAUGCACAUUUCUUGUAGUUCAUCAGCUGAUAUCCAUGAUCAGAUAAUUAAAAGAAACAUUCAAGCCAAGGAUGGAGUAAGGAAAGAAUUCAACAAGAGAAGCAAGAUUAAGAAACACUUCAGUGAUGACAGUUUCAAAGUGUUCACAGUGAGCUCCAAAGAGUUCCUAAAAGGGAAGCAUCUAAGUCCAGAAGAAACUGAAAUACCCAAACUUAAAGGAUUUUUGCAAGAGCUCAAUGACUGUCACUCAGAGACAGUAAACUAUGUGAGUGGAGCUUAUGGGAUUCUGUCUUUGAUUGAAGGUGCCAGGCGCAGAAAAGAGGGUGCUGGAAAAGCAGAUGAUGUAUGUAAAGUUCUCGAGAAAAACAUGACAGAACAACUUGAUCAAGUGAAAAAAGCAGUUGAAAAAGCGAUCAAGGAUUUUGAACAGUGUCUUACAGAAGGGGUUAAAAAUUCCAAAACCUCUGAUGAAAAACUGAAAUCCUUUUUGGACCAUGAUAAACAGCCUAGUUUUUUCAAGACAGUGGAGGCUGUGGUUAGGAAAGACGGCAUGCACAAAACAAAAAAAGGGGAACACAUAAAUCUCAACACAGUAUUAGCUUCAUGCUUGACUGACAGCAUUGAUGAAAAAUUCAGAAAGACCUUCCCAAAUGAUGUUAAAGGCGGAUCUUUCAAUGGAGUCAUCAGUAGAUUUUCACUUGACACAAAGUCACUGAUUCAAAAAUACCAAGAUGUCAAACUGCAGCUGAUAUUUCUCCAGACAGAGGAGGAUAAAAUUAAGGCAAAACUCAACAAAAUAAUCCUAAAGGGGAAGAAAGUAAUCUACAACAGUCUAACAGAGACAUCUGAGAAAAACAUGAAAAAGUGCUAUGAAGAUGCACGAAAAAUUUCAGGGAAUGAUGCACUGAAAAAAAUGAGGAAGACUAUUGAGACACAUGUAUCCUCAAAUAGGAACAUUUAUGAGGACACAAAAGAGACCAUGAUGAAGAAGAUGAAUAUAUUGAUGAUUUAUCAAAUUAUAACAUAUAAUGAGACCAAGUUGUGGCAUUACAAAGAUUUAGUCUGCAAUGAUGAGCUGAACUGA
Molecule: messenger RNA, 1098 nt
Organism: Oreochromis aureus
Lineage: Eukaryota; Metazoa; Chordata; Actinopteri; Cichliformes; Cichlidae
Product: nuclear GTPase SLIP-GC-like
Exons: 9
Coding region: 1-1098 (365 amino acids)
Molecular function (GO): GTPase activity
Source: RefSeq, a predicted model, not a curated record